Messenger RNA from Meira miltonrushii, 567 nucleotides. RefSeq names its product DNA glycosylase. Gene Ontology annotation, cellular component: nucleus. The record is from RefSeq and is a predicted model, not a curated record. The annotation marks the transcript as partial. The transcript has a single exon. Gene Ontology annotation, molecular function: DNA binding; catalytic activity. NCBI's taxonomy places the organism in Eukaryota, Fungi, Basidiomycota, Exobasidiomycetes, Exobasidiales, Brachybasidiaceae. Gene Ontology annotation, biological process: base-excision repair.
CCAUCAAAUACUGAAACAUUUGGCUUAAUUCAAGAAGAAUUACAGCAUAAUUUAUAUCACUUAAUCGUACAAGCAAUCUUAUGGAAUCAAACAAGAGGUAAACAAGCCAGACCGAUUCUCAAUAAAAUACUAUCAUUAUAUCCAACUCCGGGCAAAUUAGCAUAUGCAGACGAAAGCUUUUUAACAGACAUACUCUCACCCAUCGGACUACAUAAACAACGGGCAAAACGGUUGAUCGCAAUGGCACAAGAAUGGCAAAGAGUGCCACCUAAACCCAAUCAACUAUUUAAAGCACGAGCUCCCGGUUAUGAAAGCGGAAGUGACCCUGCAAAUCCAGGCUGGGAGAUCGCACAUCUUCCUGGCGUAGGCCCUUACGCUCUGGACUCAUUUCGAAUAUUUCACAGAGAUCAGCUCCUUGGCUUAUCCAAAGGUUGGCAAGCAGAUCCCAACCAGGACGCCGCCUUUGAACCGGAAUGGAAGCGGGUUGUACCGUUGGACAAAGAUCUUCGUGCUUUCCUUCGAUGGGCUUGGCAGAAAGAAGGGUAUGAAUGGGAUCCACUCACAGGU